AAUACAUAGAAAGUUGAAAAUUUACCUUCUUAUUAUUUUUAAGCACAGCUAAGAGAAAGCAUUUUUAGGCAGUACUCUUCUCAGGUACUUUUUAUUACGUAAAAAUCUUUACCGAUAGUCAGAUAAGGGAGAUCUCUGUGGCGCAGCGGUAGUACGCUUGUCUGUGACACCGGAGGUCCCGGGUUCGAAUCCCGGCCAGAGCAUUAUGAAUAAAGAACGUUUUCUGAUUGACCUGGGUCUUGGAUGUUUAUCUAUAUAAUUAUGAUUAUAAAAUAUAGUAUCGUUGAGUUAUUAUCUCGUAACACAAGUCUCGAACUUACUUCGAGGCUUACUCAAUCUGUGUAAUUUGUUCUGUAUUUAUUUAAUUAUCCAUUAAAAUAGUAAUCAACUACGAAAACAAUUACAUAAUCUAGAAUUCAAACAUAAAAGACAUGGCAACAAUCCUGUUCAAACAUAUAAUGUCAAAUCACAGUACCUAGGAACCGAAAAUUGUUUGAUCAAUAACAGUUAGCAACCGCCAUGGCGGGUAAAGGGAAGAAAAAAGAUGAGGGGGGUGAAAAGAAAGCUAAAAAAGGUAAAGGAAGGAAAGGAAAGUCUAAGGGAUGCCACGUUGACAUGUUGACAGAAGCCGCUAUGAACAAUGUGUACUAUGCUUGUCAUAAUGUACAGGAGUUACUGCAAGCGAGAGGGUUCUGUCCACCAGAUUUCAAUAAGAAGAAGAAGAAAGGCAAGCGAUGAAUUGUUAACAUGUGUAGUGAAUUGAAAGUAAUAAUAGAUAAUAAA
Messenger RNA from Amyelois transitella, 783 nucleotides. RefSeq lists its product as uncharacterized. The record is from RefSeq and is a predicted model, not a curated record. The transcript has a single exon. NCBI's taxonomy places the organism in Eukaryota, Metazoa, Arthropoda, Insecta, Lepidoptera, Pyralidae. The coding region runs from base 520 to 738 and encodes 72 amino acids.